UAUCACCCUAUAAACAUCUGAGGUGGCCCUAGGAGGACCUUUGCGGCACAGCUGUCUCCCCACGACGUGAGGUUCCGGCCACCCCACCAUGAGGUUUCUAGUCGUCUCCAGGCUGCUCUGCAUCUUGCUCCUCUGCUUCUCCAUCUUCUUCGUGGAAGGGAGAAAGAAUUCUAGUCAUCUUAGCAAGCCCAGGAAACGCAGGCUCUGCUGUUCCCGAGUUCCUAGCCCUGCCCUGACGACCCAGAAAGAUGAGGAGCCAAAGCACAGAGAGGUUAAGUCACUGGUUGAAGGUCACCCAGCUGGGCGCCACGUGAAGAUCUGCAGACUGUGUAAGUUCAAGCCAGAGUCCCGCAUUUGGGUGGUACCUGGGGCUCUCCCGCAAGUUUAAUACUCUCCAGACAAGGCUGAACACAGCUGAGACCCUCAUGCCCAGUGCCCGAGGCAUCCAGAAGUCUCAGGUUCUGCCAGGAUGCUCCUCUUGAAGCUGGGGGUGAUGGCAAAGAUGUCAAGAGCUUUGGCCCAUGGAAGCUUCUGCCCAUGAACCAUGAGUCUCUUCUCUUAAAAGACACAACAAUUCUUGCCCGCCGUGUUGACUGUGCUCAUUCUGCCUUUUCGAAAAGCCUGAACCAGAAUUUUCUGAAAACCACAACAUGAAUACAAAGGUCAAAACUCUGGAAUGCCUGUCUUGCUGUGGGGCCUUGAACAAGUAAGUUAGCUUCUCUGGGUUCAUGCUGACUUCAGAGAUGUAAAGUUCAGAGAGAAAAAACCCUCCAGGGAAGACCCUGGCAUCAGUGGGUUUCACUACCCUUUUCAACCUUCAUGGCAAUGAACUGGGAGGUUGGAGGGCUUCACCUUGGGCAGGAAGGGCCCUGAGAAAGUUCUGGAAUUCCAGAUGCCAGUCCCAAUCGUGCCACCAACUUUCAGAAUUACUCAGGCUCAGCCCACUAGUCUCAGUUCCCACCUGACCCCUACAGUGCUGACGGUCAAAAUUCCACUGUACCAUGUGGCAGCUGCAAGUCCAGACACUUCCGAGCCUACUAGGGUGCAGGAUAACAGGCCCCCAAGAGCAGCGACCAAGUCUGUAGAGGCUCAGCUGUCCCGAGAUACACAGAACCUCUAACCGUUCCAUGUCUGAUGGUCCCUG
Messenger RNA from Zalophus californianus (California sea lion), 1144 nucleotides. It is a transcript of the gene GPR15LG, whose product is annotated as chromosome 15 C10orf99 homolog. NCBI's taxonomy places the organism in Eukaryota, Metazoa, Chordata, Mammalia, Carnivora, Otariidae. The coding region runs from base 89 to 388 and encodes 99 amino acids. The record is from RefSeq and is a predicted model, not a curated record. Gene Ontology annotation, molecular function: G protein-coupled receptor binding. The transcript has 4 exons.